GCCCGGGUUGUCCCACUAUAAAAAGAGUUUGAACCUCCCUCGUCGAAGGGAAGCCGCGCGCACUUCGAACAAGUCCCGGCCGAACGGUCACUCCGGAAGACGUCCACGCUGCGCUCGCCGGCCUUCUCGAUCACGCGAAUUCGCGAGUUCAGGAGGCACCAGCCAGAAGGCAGCGCCGGACAAGAACAACGCGGAGGACUCGUCUUGAGGAUCUAAGUGCGCAAGGCCAGAUACAUCGAUCAUGUCUGCAACCGGGCUGCUCCUCCUUGGCGUCCUCGUCUUUUCAGUCUGCCUGACUGCAGCACAAGAAAAGCCGGAUGACGUGAGCGAAGAGCGCUUUCAGCCGGAGCAGAAGCGGCCUUUCUGCAACGCCUUCACUGGCUGCGGAGGGAAGAGGUCCCAGUACAGGACGCGCAACCUGAUAUCCAGGCUGCGGCAGAGGAUACUGGAGGAAUCGGCUAGGAGUCACCAUCGCUCCCGGAGCCAAUAUCAAGGCGACGCAGACAGCCGCAGUGCUCUGGACGCUGACGACCUGCGGAGCGGUGCCAUAUUGGUGAAUCUACCCAGCCUGUUGCGGAAGCGGAGGUUCUCCAUGAACAGCCCAUAGCUCGAAGUGGACCGUGCUCAUCACCUUCUAAACAUCAAUGGCGCAGGUGCUUUCCAACAUCUUGCUGACAUCGUGACACCUUGUCAUGGAUUAUGCCCGCUGUCCUUGGUCAUGCCUUUGAGCAAUGCCUGCAACUUCCAUGCUCUCCAGCCAACGCAGCCAUGCCUCUAGACAGGGUUCUUGCAGGCCUUCUACUGCCCACACCUUUUUUGCGACCCUGGCUAAAAGCACUCCAAUAAACACCUCCCUGAAACUUGACAA
This is a messenger RNA of Rhipicephalus sanguineus (brown dog tick), 868 nucleotides long. It is a transcript of the gene CCAP, whose product is annotated as cardioactive peptide. The record is from RefSeq and is a predicted model, not a curated record. The transcript has 5 exons. The coding region runs from base 242 to 607 and encodes 121 amino acids. NCBI's taxonomy places the organism in Eukaryota, Metazoa, Arthropoda, Arachnida, Ixodida, Ixodidae.